Acanthamoeba castellanii str. Neff is the source of this 3117-nucleotide messenger RNA. RefSeq names its product Myblike DNA-binding domain containing protein. Bases 1 to 3117 code for a protein of 1038 amino acids. NCBI's taxonomy places the organism in Eukaryota, Discosea, Longamoebia, Acanthamoebidae. The transcript has 6 exons. The record is from RefSeq and is a predicted model, not a curated record.
AUGGAUGGCUACGGCAGCGGAAUGGGCGAUCACAGCAAAGAUCCCAGCAUGCUCGGCGAUGAAAAGUUGGGGGACUACAGCAACUACACGAGCGACCCGCUGGGACUGCACGGCGGACAGCCCGCAUCGAUGCCCGGCAGUCGCAUGCUCGGCAUGGCUCCAUCGUCAUCGUCGUCGCUGAUGUCGCCCGACGCCGGCGGCCUCCACCUGCCGCCACUGUCGGGUGUAGGCCCUUCGCACCUGAUGCCACAUCACAUGCAGUCUCACCAGCACCCGCACCAGCUUCAGCAGCACCAGCUCCACCAGCAUCAUCGCCACCAACAACAGCAGCAGCACCACAUGUCGCCUGAUCCCUCGGGUGGCCUGAUGGGCGCCGGCCCCGGCCAUUUCCACCACCUCCAGCACCAGCAGCAUAUGCACCAGGCGCAGCAGCACCAGCAGGGCCGCGCCGGGUUUCCGUUCGGGUUCGGUCCUUCGUCGCACAUGCUGAUGGGCCACGACAUGCAGCACCCGGCACUCGGCCUUAGCCACGCCCACCCGCAGCAGCAACAGCAGCAGCCACUCCAACCGCAGCAGGGCUUGCCCGGUUCUCCCUACGGCAGCCACGGCCACGGCCACGGCCACCUGCAGCCCACGCACCUCCACCACCCGCUGUCGCCCAUCCAGCAGCAACAGCAUAUGCAGCGACAGCAGCGCACGCCGCCGACUGCGCCAGUGACCAUGUCGCCCGCCUCCAUGCCGUCGCCGCCGAGCACGGCACCGGUGAGCAGCCUGCCGCUCUCGCCGCCGCCCGUGCCCUCGGCCUCCUCCUCGACUCCAUCGCCCCUAUCGUCGUCGACGCCGCUGUCGAACUCGGCGCCAUUGUCGCUCUCGGCGCUGUCGAGCUCUGCCUCGUCGACGUCGUCGUCAUCUUCCGCGAGUCUGGAGCGCUCAGCCGCGGCGACAACGGCCACCACGGCCACGGCCACCGUGGCUGCGGUGGUCUCCUCGCCCGCAGCCGGGUCUGUCUCUGCGUCGGCGGAACCACCCGCGACGAGCGCCAACAACAGACACCCCUCGCCGACCCGGGACCUGCUGCCUGCGAGUCCUGCGCCGGUCAGCGCCGGCACCGCAACCGCUGCUAGCGCCGGCGCCAAGGACAACGGACACGAGGAGAGAGCGGCCCAGGCGGCGAAGAGCCAGAAGAAGCGGAGGAAGACCGACUACCCCAUCGACACCAACAGCAACGCUAACGCCCCGAGCGCAUUCGGCGCGUUCCAGCUGGCCAAGCCCGUGCCCGGCUCGACGGCGACAAUGGCGGUGGCCGCGAGCACUACGUCCACCACCACGACGACCGCGAGCACGGCCGCAAAGGUGACCAUGGCCGCGUCGCCGGGCGGCGUCGAGCCAUCGACAGCUCCGGCACCGCCGCCAGCUGCUGUCAUCUCGGCGGAGGCCGAACCGACCGUUCCCCGUCCCAGCAGUGCCAGCACCAGCGGACCGGCCCCGAACAAUGCUGUCAUGGCCGAAAACGUGGAGCUGAUGCGAGAGAACAUCGUUCUGCGAAAGAAGAACGCCACGCUGAUGAACCAAAACAUGCGCCUGAUCCUGGAGCUCAAGGAGAAGGAGCACCUCAUCUUCAAGCAAAAUGUCGUCCUCGCCAAAUACCGCAAACGGUUUGUGCAGAUGUUCGAGACCCAGGAGCAAUCGACGUACUCGCUGAUGCCGCCAUCGCGGCAGGCAAAGGAAACCCACCAAACGCCCGCCGCUCGACAGCCGACCCGCCACACCGCAUCGGCGGCGGCGUCGUCGACCUCUUCGUCAUCGUCGUCAGCCGGUCGUCAUGGCAGUGAUGGCGGCGGCAGCGGGACGAAAAAGCGGCAGCGAAAGCGAUCAUUUCACGAAACGCUCGAGUCGCUCGAUGCCUCCGAUGACGACAUCUACGACGACGACGACGAUCUGCUGGACGAAGCCUACGGCGGCGGUUUUGACUCGAACGAGUACGAGGCCAGUGACAUGCUGCUGGACACGCCGGGCGGCAUCGACGUCGACAACCUGCCGAAGGCAGGCGGCGGCCAGCACACCGCCAGCACGCCUUCGCCGCGACGCCCAUCGUCGUCUUCCACCACAGCCGCGGCCUUCACCCAGUUUACGGUGCGCGACUUCAGCAGCGACGACCCCAGCCACCGGCCGCUGAAGCGCAAGCGCGGGCGGAAGAGCAAGGAAGAGAAGGAGCGCGAGCUGCUGCAGCUGGCGUCUGCCAAGAAGGACAUCACCGCACCGUCGGCCACGGCCACGGCCACGACCACGACCGGAUUCGUCUUCGAGCCGCCCUCGGCCCACUUCUCGCCCGUCUCGCCGUCGUCGUCGCCUACCACGGCCGGCGGCGGCGGCUUCUCGGUCGGCACGGGCCUCUCGGGCAAGGAUCGGCGACGGAAGGGCCGGCGGAGUACCCUGUGGACGCCCGAGGACGACGCCAAAUUCCUGCGCGCCUAUCGCAUGCAUGGGAAGAGCUGGAAGGCCAUCCACGAGUCGCUGCCCAACAAGACACGGGAGCAGGUCCAAAGCCACGGCCAGUACCUCAUCAGGACCGGCAAGAUCCAGGACCUACCCAAACCAAUGCGAGGACGGCGCUCCAAGGGCGAAGGCGAAGGCGGCCAGUGGUUGAGUAUGAACGUGGGCGGCCCAGAUGCCUUCCGGCCCCAACCACCACCGUCAGAGCGAGAGGAGCCCGGCAGCAGCGGUGCGGCGGCUCACCAAUUCAGGCUGGCGCCAGCAGCGACGGCCGGGGAAGGCGGCGGCGGGGAAGCGUCGAUGAUGCCGACAACGGCCACCACAGCUACGGCGACGAUGAUGCCGACAACGAAGGCGGAGACAAGUGGUAGCGGCAGGCCGAGUGGCACCGGGGAGCAGCUGGAUCUGCGGAGCUCGGCGGGGGACGUGCACGGCCACGCCCACCACCACCAUCAGCAGCACCAGCAUGGGGUGGCGAUGAAGAUCGAAGACGAAGGUCUAGAUCUCUACGGCGACGGUGAUGGAGACGGCGAAGGCGAAUACGAGGGUGAAGGUGAAGGUGAGGGCGACGACGGCGACGGCGAGGGAGAGCUCGACGUGGACGACCUGGAAAGCGAGGAUUGA